AUGGUGAAUGGAGAUGGCACCGAUGACUCAGAUUUCGACUUCGAUGUGGUUGACGAAGUGGCUCAUCGUGAAGUGGAGGAUGACGACUUUGACCCGAUCGACGAGGCGCUCUCCAAGUUUGAUUCUUACGUAUUCACAGAAACGAAGAAGCUGUAUCAGUCCUUGAUCUCGGCUGGUCUUGACAUGGACACCUCCAUGAAGCUCUGCGUCCAGGUCGCCGAACAGUUUCAAACUCUCGUCGAACACCGCAAGACUUUGCAGACUGGUUUCCAAGAAUUGGAUGUGAGGAGCAGGAAAGCGGCGAAAGAGCUGGUGGAGUGCCGGGAGAAGAUAGGAUUGCAGGAUUCGUUGAUCGAGCAGCUAAGGCGGGACGUGUCCGACCAAAGAUCGCAGAGAGAGGACGCCGACAGACGGCUUGCUGAUGCUGAGCAACUGAUCAAGUCGCAAGAGGCAGAGAUUCAGAAUCUGAAAGAAGACAACGACGCGUCAAUGGGUUCGAUGGAUCUCCCGAUCUUCGAAGACGACCAGAAGAAAUUGAAGCAGGACAAGCGCGUAUCGGACAAUGGAGUGAACGAGUACAAGGAAAGAUGCAGAGUGGCAGAGCUGGAGGUCCUGGCACUGAAAGUCGACCUCGAGAAUGCUGUCGAGAAGACGAAUCAGCUCGAGAAAGACAAGUUCAACUUGAGAAAGAAACUCGCAGAGGCUGAAGAAAAAGCCAUGGAACGGAUGAAGGAAGUGGACGAGGGGAAGGCAGGGGAUAUCAAAGAGGAGAAGACGCAGAACAAGAUUCUGCAGCAGCUCUUGAAGGAGAGGGAGGCUGAGGUGGCUGAGCUGAGAAGGCAACUAGAUGACGAGACGGUUGCUCUGGAGGAUGUGAGGAAUGCGAGAGAUGACUUCGAGGAGGCCCUGAAGCAAGAGAGAAAGAAGAUGGUCCAAUGGUUUGCGAACAAGGAAGAAAACGACGAUGGCGAGGGCGAAGAGGGUGAGGAAGAGGACGAGGAAGUUGUUGAGGAGGAAACGAAGGAGAAAGGGAAACAAGAGCCGGCUGCUGAUAGAGUCCAAGUGAAACAAUCCUCGAUACCUCCGAGAGGGUUGAGGCCGCAAGGAUCCGUCGGCUUCAAGAGGAGGGCGCCAGCUCGGCAGGAGGCGAUUGAACAAACGUUGGUUGUGAAGAUGUCAGAGGAGCUAAACAAGGCCAAGGCGCAGAUCUCCAUGCUUCAAGCCAAGCUGAAGGAGCAGCAGGACAAGAAGGGAAAUGAGAAGAAUGAGGAGAAGAAGAACUUGGAGAGGAUCCGGGAGCUCGAGAGUCACAUCGUUGUGCUGGGAAAGGAGUUGAAGCAGAAGGAGGAGGCGGUCCUGAAGCCGCAAGAGCAGAGCAGCAAGUCGGGGUUGAGCAUACAGGCAAUGAACUUGCAGCAGGAGCUGGAGGCGACGAGGAGCGAGCUCUGCAGCAUUCGAGCGGAAUUUCGAGAGAGCAGGAGGGAAGACCUCAAGGCCAAGAACGAGGCGAUGCAGCGGCUGCACCGGGCACAGAUUGAGCUGAAGGAGGAGAGAAAGAGGGCGGAAACGCUGCAGGUUGAGAAGGAGAAGGCAGAGAGUGCAAGGAAGGCCUCCGCCGCCCUGGCGGAAGAAUUCAGGAAGAACAUGGAGGAGACGAAGAAGAAGUUGGAGAUGAAGAGCAAGAAGUUCGAGAGCAGCAAGAAGAAGGCUUCCAGCGUGGCGAGGGAGGAGUGGGAGCCGAAGCUCGAGAUGCUCGCUGAGAGGCUUAGCAGGGCCACCCUUGAGUGCUCCAGCAGGACGGAGGAGAGGGACGAGGAGAGGAGGAGGAGGACACUGGCGGAGGCGGAGAGGGAGGAGAUGGAGCAGCUGGUGAAGGAGGUCAGGAUGGGCCUCCGAUCUCUGGUGGAGCAGCACAAGGACCUUCCACCUCACAUUCGCAAUGCCCUCCUCACAUUCCUCAAGUCACUAAGAAGGAAGAAGACUCUAGGGAACUCGUUCCAGACGAUAGAGGAGGACGUGAACUCUUCCUCCUUCCUGCAGGUCGACGACCCGAGCUUCAGGUUCAAUACGUUGAUGGUGCAGCAUCCUCCUCCUCUCCCCCUGCUUGACGACAUCGAGCGACCUCUCGAGCAACCCCACCGAGGCUCUCCCGAGCAUGUCGCGGCCUGGCUCAGGAUGGAGGGCAGAGACAACGGGGACGUGGAGGCCGAGGAGGGAGUGAGGAGUACACAGGGAGCAGGAGAGCUCGGAAAUUUCUUGCAAGAAGGAGGACAGGGAGUUCUGCUAGACGAUGACUACGGAAGCAGCUCUCACGCAGACGACGUUCGAUCCCCUCCCAAGUCAUCCUCCACAUCACGGGAGGAGGGCGAAAGUAGCGAGUCGGGGAGAGCCGUCCUGAAGCAGCGGAGGAUCAACCUGACAGACUUGGAGGCAGUCCUCCACAUCCUGGAGCAAGGAACCAUCGCCUGCCACAGGAGCGCCGCGACCCACUGGACUUCCAAGCUCAGCAGGAGGCAGCAGGAGGUGCUCAAGCCCCUGCUCUCUGCUCGAGGGCCCAUCCUCCAUCUCGACCUGGCUGGCAACGAGCUCUCAAGUGCAGCAGGAGAACUGCUGGGCCUUGCUGUCCGUCGGUCGGAGGUGAAGGAGCUGAAUGUGCGGAAUAACAUUCUGGGGGACGGGGGGGCGGAAGCGUUCGCUGCUGCUCUCUGCGGAGAGACUUCGGCCGAGAGGAGGGAGAGGAGGAGGAAGGGAGAGAGUAUCAACUCCUCCUUCUCCUCCCUCGACUUCUCCAACAACCAGCUCGGCGCUCCCGCAGCUGCUGCGCUGGGGAACAUGACGAGGGUGUACGGGAGCCUCCGAAGGCUCAACGUCUCCUACAACUUCCUGGGGGACGAGGGGGCCCGCUCCCUGUUCGAGAACCUUGUGGGAGGGAGCCUCUGCGGACUGCAGGAGCUGAUGAUGAGCUGCUGCAAUCUCGGGCCCCCGUCCUGCUCCUCCCUCGGGCAGCUCCUCCUGGGCCCUCUCUCCCUCCGCGGCUCCUCCUCCGAGAUCACCAAGGUGAGGAGGAGCAUCGACCGUCCCGACCUCAAACUGCGCGCCGUCGACCUGAGCGGCAACCCAAAGAUCGGCGAUGAAGGAGCCCGAGCGCUCGCCCCCUUCCUCAUCCGCAGCGCCAGCAUGCAGCUUCUCAGCCUCUCCUCCUGCGGCGUUUCGGACGCCACACGCUCGAUCCUUGAGUGCGCCCUCGAGCAGCGCAUCUCCGUCUUCUCCAACGCCGCCAUGUACAUCCAGUGCGAUGAGCGCAUGCUUGGCUCGGCUCCUCCUCCUCCUCCUCCUCCCUCCUCCAAGCGCUCUUACGCCGACGACUGGCAAGGCCCUGCAGUCUGCGGCGCGUGGGUGGGGAUGAGCGGGAGGAAGAGCUUCUGGGAGACCCCCGAGCAGGUCAAGAUGCGCAGGAGAACGAGUAGGGAGGAGGAGGUUGCAGCGCAGGACCAAGGCUGGGGGGACGUGCAGGGGAGCAGCAUCGGGAAGGUUCUGGUGAUCGCAGAGGAAGGGAGGAGGGAUAAGGUCGUAUCGCCCUCAGCCAAAAAGAGGAUGCAGCUGCUCAACUGCAGGCCGAGCGAGGGGCUGACGCUGAUGGAGACGUUUGCGAGGGAGGAGAGGACAAGGGCGGUCGACGGCAUCGGCUCCUCCUCCCGUCCUGCUCGCACGUGGGUUGUCGGCGGCAGUUGA
Messenger RNA from Guillardia theta CCMP2712, 3732 nucleotides. RefSeq lists its product as hypothetical. Gene Ontology annotation, molecular function: protein binding. The record is from RefSeq and is a predicted model, not a curated record. The coding region runs from base 1 to 3732 and encodes 1243 amino acids. Lineage: Eukaryota; Cryptophyceae; Pyrenomonadales; Geminigeraceae. The transcript is spliced from 11 exons.